Messenger RNA from Clonostachys solani, 2259 nucleotides. The record is from the annotation of a GenBank genome assembly. Lineage: Eukaryota; Fungi; Ascomycota; Sordariomycetes; Hypocreales; Bionectriaceae.
AUGUACUCUCAAAACCUCGACCUUGAUGCUUUUCAAACUCGCUCCCCGAUGAUAUUCAAUCUUUUCAGCAAGUUAACAGCAUUUCUCCAGAACGACGAGGUUAACCCUCUCGAUAUCUCCGAGAACACGAAUUCCCAGCCGCCACCUCUCGAUUCCACAUCCAUGGCGUCCCAUCAGACAGUUACCGGCCAGGGGCAUGCUCCCCCGGCUGCACAUCCAGAGAGCAACAAUGCUCCACCACCAGGGCCGGUGCUACGUGUAGCAAUCAAGGGCGCCGUUCAACUCCAGCAACGGGGUCCGCAGCAUCUCUUCCCUGGAGAAGCUGUGCGACAAGGGAGGAGUGGAGCCCCAAAUGCUGAACUCUUUGUUCUUCGAAAGCAACCUCUAGACCAAGAGAAUGAGACAAUGAGGCAGCUCAAGACGGGCGAGCAAAUAGAGCCAUUUCCGGAUCCUUUUUGUGAAAGCCCUAUCUCUGGAGAACCCAGGGAACGGUUAGAGCAGACAUACGGACGGCUCGAAAAGUUACAGACAGAGUACAUGUCUCCCCCCCAACUGCAAAACAGCGAAUGGCAUGACGACGAAGCAUGGCUGGAGCAUAUCAAGGUCAUGCACAACCUGCUGUCCAAGAUGGUCCGGAACGCCGCCGAUAUGUCUGCAUGGUUGGAAGGCAUCGAGCUUCACCACUUGCUGAAGAUAGCCACAUAUGGAAUGGAAGAAGACGUAGCAGUUCUGGAACCCUUUACAAUCUUCUCCGACGGCCACAAGGCUUUGUUGAGAAACAAGUUCACCGAAUUCGGUACGCGUAAAGGUCUCUACAUGGCAAAGCCGCCAUUUUACAAGUUUGGGGACGACGAACCUCAAGUCGACAUGCAAAUCGAAAAAGUCAAGGCAGAGAUCGCGGGCAAAAGAUGGCUGGUCGCGCCGGUCAACCUCCAGACAGAGCAGCAGGCCUUGCACUGGAGCAUUACCAUCUUUGACCGGCUGACCAGUCAAUUAUACAUAUUUGAUUCCCUGAGGAAUUAUUCCAAUGAUGCGGCCCGGUUCCAGGCAACGGCAACGGGCUGGGCCCGGUUCUGGGACAGAAUGGGACUCCCCUACGACUUUCAGUUCUUCGUCCCGCUGGUAACCCCCCAGUGCAAAUCCUGGGAGUGUGGCUAUCUGAGUGCUGUCUGGGCUUUUCUCACGCUUCGGCUCAACUCCAACCAUGUCGCAGAGAACCCAAAUGUUCAAAUAUUGGAAAUCAAUUUAGGCACGAGAGACUGGGAAUGGCACAACUACCCACAGCCAUCACUGCUCAUAGCCGACUGGACGGGCUACGAAGCUCGCACGCAGAACACCCCAGAUGCGCUGGAGAGAGCCUACGAUCUGCUAUUCCUCAUCAUUUGCAACGAGCUGGGCAUUCCGGAGUGGUACAGCCAAGCCGACCGCAUCACAGAGAUGAUUUCCUGCCAACACACGAACCGGUCAUGGGUUCCUCGCUAUGAACAUCCGUUGUGCGAUGCUGGAGCUCAUCAGGAGCGAGUCGACUUACAUGUUACUACUUAUAGAAUCAACGGUCGGAGAAUCAACGCGGUUCCAGAUCAGAGUGAACGCAUCCCGCUUGGCCCAGAUGUACAUCGUUUGAUUUGUUCUCGAGCCGAUCAUCAAUCAUACAGAGAGGCUGGAGCACAAACUAUAGCAGGUCCGGGUCUGAUUACGCAGCAGCCAGUGGUAAACGAGCAGGAGGUUCGUAAUGGCGACAAGAACGCCGAUGAUGACAAAGACGAAGGUAGUGAGAAUCCCACAACCCGCCGAGUCGUAAAACCCAAGACCAAACCCAAGGCUCAACCCAAAAGUCGGGCCGGAGCUACCUCCAGCAAGAAAGUGGAAGCGCCUCCAGCUCCAGCUCCCGUAAGGACAAGGUCCGGCCGCCGGGUUAAAGCACCAGAUCGAUUCGAACCUGAACCUGAACCCGAGCCAGUCGCGCCCAAGCCCAAGGCGGCACCAAAGGCAUCAGAAGCAAAGCCUGCAAAGAAGAAGAAGAAUGCAGCAGCAAAGCCAGACCCACGCCGUGAUGACGCGAAGGGCGGUGCUACGAAGCCCACAGGUGCCAAGUCCAAGAAGCGAACUCUGGAUGAGACUGAGCCAAAAGCUAGUAAAAAUUCCACGCAGCCUGCUUCCUCGGAGAUGCCCAAGUCGAAGAAGAGGAAAGUUGCUGCUCCUCCCGCCGCCAGCAAGCCAGCCAAGAAGCAAAAGAAGGACACACGCGCCAAGAGCUAG